GUACAAAUAAAUGUAACCUCAAAAAAGUUAAACGUCAAACAGGGUAAUAGGGUUUAAUUUUUCUUUUUGUGAAGAAAAUGAUCAAAUUAAGACAAAAAAACAAAUAUGAUACAGCUUACGGUUUAUUAAAGGACAAAGAAAGUGGUAGUGACGACGGGGAAGAAACAGAACUAUUUGUAAGACAUAAGCCACAUAGAGUAGAAAUUCCAACUAUAGAGAAAAUAGUUGAAACAGGUGAUACACUGCAGGCACUAGCUAUUAAAUAUCGUUGUUCUGUAGCUGAGCUUAAACGAAUAAAUAAUAUUCACAACGAAAAUGAAAUUUUCGCCAAGAUAGUUAUAAAAGUACCUCAUAGACCUUUUACCUCAGCCCUAGCAAGUGUUCAUGUUAGUGGAAAUAGUUCACCUGAUUUAAUUAAUGUUCCAUCUACUAGUAACUUGAUAGAUGUUGAUUCAGUAAGUUUAAAAUUGACAGAAAGCAUCGCUACACAAAAAAACGAUGAAGUAAAUGAAAUAAUAUUUAAUAGCCAAAUUGCUCAGAAACCUACAGAAAGGUUAAAUCCUGAAGAAACAGAAGAAGUUGAUGACAGUGAAAAAACUCACUUACUCCCUCAAAUCGCAAAUAAUGUAAUAGAAACUGAUCCGGUUAUAUCCGUUCUAAAUUGUAAUGGAGUAGACGGGGGUAUUUCUUGGAAACUUCUGAUAGUGUUCAUUUUUAUACUCAUCGUAGCAUUACCAUUAAUUUAUAUAUUUUAUAUAGCCGAACAUCUCGAGGAAUACCAUCCUCAUCCUCACGGUUCAUGAUAUAAGUGGUAUUUGUUAGAGCAUAUUUUAGAUUUAAAUUAUAUUUAAAAACGAUCAGAUAAGAAAUUUAAUUCUCAAAACAUGUUUUGAGAAAUUUUAAGAUAUUAAAAAGUAAAUUUUAUUCACUAGAAAGGAAAAUUGUGUCUAUCUAUCAAAUUCACAUUUUCCUUAUCACUGAAAAUGAAUCGUUCACUUUUAUUUGAAAAAAUUGAUCCGAAUAUAUGAAAAUAUCUAAUAUAUAAUUGCAACUGACGUGAUAUAAUGAUUAGGUUAGGUAAAAAAGGUCUGUGAAGUUUUUUGUAUAUUUUAUUUUAUUAUUAAAAAAGUUUAUUCUGUA
Molecule: messenger RNA, 1140 nt
Organism: Diorhabda carinulata
Lineage: Eukaryota; Metazoa; Arthropoda; Insecta; Coleoptera; Chrysomelidae
Product: lysM and putative peptidoglycan-binding domain-containing protein 3
Exons: 4
Coding region: 78-803 (241 amino acids)
Source: RefSeq, a predicted model, not a curated record